Molecule: messenger RNA, 3580 nt
Organism: Arabidopsis arenosa
Lineage: Eukaryota; Viridiplantae; Streptophyta; Magnoliopsida; Brassicales; Brassicaceae
Source: the annotation of a GenBank genome assembly
GCGUUUCUGUGAUCUCGGAGCUCUUGCAAGUGAAUUUUUAGGGUUCGUGUAGUGUGAAAGAGAGGGAGAGAUGCUGACUUGUAUAGCGUGCACGAAGCAGCUUAACACCAACAAUGGCGGAUCUACUCGAGAAGACGAUGAAGAAGACGGAGUCAUUGGGACUCCUAGGACUAAGCAGGCGAUUAAAUCACUGACGUCACAGCUAAAAGACAUGGCAGUAAAAGCUUCAGGGGCAUAUAAAAACUGCAAACCGUGUUCUGGGACAUCAAACCGGAAUCAGAAUCCAAACUAUGCUGAUUCGGAUGCUGCUUCGGAUUCUGGGAGAUUUCAUUAUGCAUACCAGAGAGCUGGGACUGCAAGCUCAACUCCAAAGAUUUGGGGGAAUGAAAUGGAGUCCAGGUUAAAAGGGCUUUCUAGUGAAGAAGGUACUCCUACGUCCAUGAGUGGCCGAACGGAAUCCAUAGUGUUCAUGGAGGAGGAUGAGGCCAAGGAAUGGGUUGCGCAAGUGGAGCCUGGUGUUCUCAUCACAUUUGUGUCAUUGAUUCAGGGAGGGAAUGAUCUAAAGAGGAUUCGGUUCAGUCGUGAGAUGUUCAAUAAAUGGCAAGCUCAAAGAUGGUGGGUGGAGAAUUUCGAGAAGGUCAUGGAGUUAUACAACGUGCAGCAGUUCAAUCAGCAGAGCGUGCCGCUUCCAACUCCUCCUGUAUCUGAAGAUGGGGGCUCACAAAUACAGUCUGCGAAGGACAGUCCUGUAACUCCACCUCUGGAAAGAGAGCGACCUCGCAGCAAUAUUCCAGGCUCUUCUGGUCUUGCUUCAACACCAAAGCUCUCUAGCAUCAGCGGAACCAAGACAGAAACAUCAUCAAUCAAUGGUUCUGCUAGAAGUAGCUCGGUAGACCGAUCUGAGGAGGUCUCAGUGAGUAACGCAAGUGACAUGGAAAGUGAAUGGGUAGAACAAGAUGAGCCUGGUAUCUAUAUUACUAUCAGAGCUUUACCAGAUGGUAAUCGCGAGCUUAGACGCGUUCGAUUCAGCCGAGACAAGUUUGGGGAAACACAGGCGAGGUUGUGGUGGGAACAGAACAGAGCUCGGAUACAACAGCAAUACUUGGUGAACAUAAUGUCUGGAGAGGAACCAACAAUCAGAAUGCUUUUCCCAGGAAUGCAGCUUCUCGACAUUCCUUUCCUAAGAAUCUCGCUACUGGUGACUAAUCAUGAUGGACCCAGCAGAGAGUUUCGUGUGGUUAGAGACAACAGGUCUAAUGUGAAUGCAAAUAAAGAAUUGAAGCAUACUUCUGCCCAUUUCUCUGGAUCAAAUAUCAGCGGAGAGGUUGCCAUUGGGAACAAAAAGGGCUCAUCAGGUGGUUCAGGAGAUUAUCACUCAUAUGGGGCUCACAGUUAUAAUUCAACAACAUAUACUAGGUCCAGGCAGACUGGUAAUGUUCCUUCGCGUCGUUCUACAAGAAAAGAACUCUCUGAGGGAAGCGACUCUGUUCUUGGUGUAUAUUCAUCAUCUGCAGAUCCAGUUCAUGUACCAUCUCCUGAUUCUAGAUCAUCAGCUGCUGGAGCUAUCAGAUGUGAAGUUAGGGGUGUAGGUUAUCAGAAUAAACAGUGGAAGCUAAAAUCUAAUCAGAAAUCUAUUGGAGAUAAUCCUGGAGUUAUUGGAACUCCUAAAAAACCUCAUGCCCCUCCCGCUUCUGUAAAUUCAGAAUCAGAAAUUGUGAAGUUGCAGGAUAAGAUUGCACAUGCUAGUAUCAGUGAAAUUCGGAAUGUCAUUAUUGCAGAUCACAUUCGUGUCACAGAGACUGAUCGCUGUCAGCUGACUUUUGGUAGCUUUGUUCUGGAGUUUGAUCCUUCAGUGAAUUCAGUAUCUGGACUUGAGAAAGUAUUAUGCUCUUCACAAGAACUUAAACACGGUGAUACCGAUGACAGUUUGCCUGCUUCGCCUUCCAAGGCUUCAACCAAUGGUACUUCUGGCACUUGGACCGUGGGAACUUUCGAUAUUGAAGUCAGAACUUCUGGAGCUGGCUCACCGCCUCCUGUAUUGAUGGCAUCAGAGCAACUAUUGUCUGAACAGAAGGAGGUUCCUAGAUCUCAGAAUUUGGAUGAAUAUGCGCAAAUUGAAUUGCUCAGUGGAAAUUCCCCUUAUACUGCUCUAGAACCGAAGCAGCAGCAAGAUCCUCUCGAAUUGCAUAAUUUUUCAGAUUAUGAUCCUCAAGGUGGUUAUGACCUGCCGUAUCUCAGGCAAGCAAUGGAUGAAAACGUGCGGGGACAAGGACUACCUUCUCCACAGGAGCCACAGGCGCCGAUGGCACAGAUGUAUCCACAGGUUCAUGUUUCACAUUUUCCCAAUGGUAUGCCAUAUCGUCAGUACCUCUCUCCGGUCUAUGUCCCCCAAAUGCCCAUGCAAGGAUACUCUAGUAAUCCAGCAGCAUAUGCUCACCCUUCAAAUUGCAAUAGCUAUGUGCUGAUGCCUGGAGGCAGUUCUCACCCCAGUGCAAAUGGACUCAAAUAUGGAAUCCAGCCAUAUAAGCAAGUCUCCACAGGUGGACCAACGGGUUUUGGGACUUUCAACAACCCCAAUGGGUAUCAAAUUAGUUCACUCAAUGUAGUUGGUAAUGCUCCAGGAUAUGAAGAUUCAUCUCUUACGAAGUAUAAAGACGUAAAUGUAUAUGUCCCUAAUCCGCAGGCUGAGACUUCUGAAAUCUGGAUGCAUAACCCAAAAAAUCUUUCGGGCCUUCAGUCACCUGCUUAUUACAACAUGGCUGGACAAACACCUCACGGUGCUUAUCGGUCAUCCUUUAACUCUGCUCCAGUCCAAUCGUCUCAUAUGCAGUUCCAAGGCGUCUUCCAUUCGCCACAGCCUGGUCCAAUGGCGAAUGCACACCAUAUGGGGCUUGGACUUGGUGGCAACGCUGGGCUUGGGGUUGCUCCAUCUCCUUCUCCAGUUCAAGUCGGUGCCUAUCAGCAACCGCAGCUUGGUCAUCUCAACUGGCCAGCAAACUUCUGAACAAAAUCUAACUUGUUUACUUGUUGAGUGAAUCAUAACAAACAGCCUAAAAAAAAUAGUUUGUUAUUCUUGUGAAACGGCCAAACUCUACUUAUUUCUUUUAUUCAAUGCAUAAAUUUCUCAAUUCUCGCAGUUUUCUAUGAAUCUAUGUCUGCUUUUGUACCCUCGUUUCUUCUACAGGCCGCUUCAGUAUCAAAUCUUUGACAGCAGAGACACAACUUAGUUUAAUUCUCUUGACCAGGUAACCCGUCCUGCCUUACUCUAGUUUUGGUUUAUGUCAUAAUCAUUGUGAAAAGCAGGACGAGAACCUUAAUGCAUGUGCUCGGUCGUUUUAGUGUUGUGCUUCUUUUGGAAUACCCUGUUCUUUUUCUCUUUUCGCCAUGAGAGGGUUUUGGGGAUUUGGGGUGUGAGAGUAACUGUUGUUUUAAGUGAUGUUUCGUAGAAAAGAUUGUGUUGUCAUUGUUCUUCUUUGAGUUCUGUGUCAUUCUUUUGUGUGCUUUUCUUCUUUUCUUGGGAUCCCCAAAACAUUUCUUUCAUACUCUCCCGGAUUUUCAUAAAGAAACAUUGGUUCUUGAG